ACGUUAUUGAAGUUUCUCAUCGAAUCAUGAUCUGAAUUUUGAUUCGAUUUGCUGUUCUCUAUUUGUUUAGUUUCAAUGAGUUCGGUUUUACUAAUUGUGUGGCAGUUGCAGGUUUUGGACUCGAAUCGAGUCGGUGACUUUUACUGAGAAGAUGAAUAACCCUAGAAAUACCAUUCAAUUUGACGAAGGAUGGAACUUUGUGCAAAAAGCGAUUACGAAACUAACAAAUAUUCUCGAAGGACUGCCUGAGCCACAAUUCACCACACAAGAAAACAUGAUGAUCUACGAGACAAUAUAUAACAUGUGUACACAAAAGCCCCCUUACGACCAUACUGCUCGAUUGUACGAAAAGUACCAAGAAUCUUAUGUAGAGUAUAUUCUUACAACGGUGCUGCCUUCUUUGAACGAGAAAAAUGGUGAAUUAAUGUUGAGGGAGCUCGUGAUAAGGUGGUCGAAUCAUAAAAUCAUGGUGGAUUGCCUUUCGAAAUUCUUUCACUAUAUUGAUCGUUAUUACGUAGUCAGGCUGUAUCUUAUUCCGUGUAAAGAAGUUGGUCUCCUAACCUUUCGAGACCUGGUGUACUAUAAGAUAAAGGGAAAAGUGAGGGAUGCUGUUAUAUGUCUGAUUAAUCGAGAGAGGGAAGGAGAACAAAUAGAUCGAGUCUUACUAAAGAACGUGUUGGAUUUUUUUGUUGAAAUUGGAAUGGGGGAAAUGGAUUAUUACGAGGACUUCGAAGAAGCAAUGAUCAAUGAUGCAGCUGCUUACUAUUCACAAAAGGCUUCUAUUUGGGUAUUAGAUUCUUCGUGUUACGAUUAUAUGCUCAAAGCUCACGAGUGCUUCAGACAAGAAAAGGACAGGGUGUCUUGUUAUCUCCAUCCAAGUACCGAGACAAAGUUGCUCAAGGUACGUUUAAAACGGUUGAUGGUUCAAUUUUAUGCAAAAUUUUCUGUAACGAUUGAUCCAAUGAUUAAUUUUCCUGUUUUAGCGUAUCAAAUUUUACUUUUUGUUUUCUAUAGAAAGUACAGCAGGAGUUUUCGUCGGUGGUCUCUGGGCAUUCGGCUCAACUGCUUGAGAAGAUGCACUUAGAAGAUUCAUCCGACGACAUGGUUGACGAUUUCGUGGUUGUAUAAAGCUAUAGUCGAGCGAAGAUGGUGAUUAUGCUGGAUCACCGGAAGAGUUGCCCUUUUUUUUUCUUCUUUUUUUUUGUUAAAUUAUUACUUAGGAAGGUUAUUAAUUAUAAUUUCUUGCUAUUUUACAAGCAAUUAGUUAGUACAUGAAAUAUAUCAUGUACAAUUCGAAGGUGACAUUUAUUUAUUUAUUUAUUUAUUAUUUUAAAUUGAGUAUUUAUAAUGUGGUUAAAACUGAAUUCUGCUAAACAACUUGAAUUCUUCAUUCAUGGUGAAGUGCUAGUCACUUCUUGAAUCUGGCACGUGAGUCACCACACGUAUUUGCAAAUAAAUGUAAGGUCACCGACACUCAAAUCAUCUAGAACUUAAUACCCACAAAUUUAUUAAAUUUGUGGUUUGAUAAUUUAAUAUUUAUUUAAAUUGAU
This is a messenger RNA of Erythranthe guttata (spotted monkey flower), 1550 nucleotides long. The record is from RefSeq and is a predicted model, not a curated record. NCBI's taxonomy places the organism in Eukaryota, Viridiplantae, Streptophyta, Magnoliopsida, Lamiales, Phrymaceae.